Haliotis rufescens (red abalone) is the source of this 1356-nucleotide messenger RNA. RefSeq lists its product as uncharacterized. Bases 1 to 1356 code for a protein of 451 amino acids. The transcript is spliced from 3 exons. NCBI's taxonomy places the organism in Eukaryota, Metazoa, Mollusca, Gastropoda, Lepetellida, Haliotidae. Gene Ontology annotation, cellular component: cytoplasmic ribonucleoprotein granule; nucleus. Gene Ontology annotation, molecular function: RNA endonuclease activity; mRNA binding. The record is from RefSeq and is a predicted model, not a curated record.
AUGGAUGGCAAGAAAUGUAUGGCAGAUAACGUCUCCAACACGAAGACUACAGUGUCACGGGGUGUCGGGCCGUCUCCUGGCGGGGUGGUUGGACAGGGGCGGGGAAUCCGCACCCCCCCAGGGCAGCACUUCUACACCCAUGUCAGUCAAAACACGCUACCCAGGGACAAACCUCGCAAUCUCAAGAUAGUAGAGCAAACCUCAUACACGUGCUCAGCUAACUCUGGCAAGAAGCUGACGACCACGGGCGUAGGGCCAUCGUAUAGGUCGGUGUACCGGACACUGCAGGUCACCGCUGAUCAUCUCGGGGAGCCCCUGCAACGCAUGGCUAACACGCUCCGCGAACCAAGGAGCAUUCUCCGUCAGACACGACCCCACCCUCCUGCUGCCCUGACCACCCAGAGAGACAAACACCACCCCGGUGGCCCUUCAACAACACACGGCUUGUUGACACCGCAGGACAUGCGUGACGCAGUGAGGACCCAGCGUCCAGUUGCCCUGACAACCCAGAGAGACAAACACCACCCCGACGGCCCUUCAACAACACACGGCUUGUUGACACCGCAGGACAUGCGUGACGCAGUGAGGACCCAGCGUCCAGUUGCCCUGACAACCCAGAGAGACAAACACCAGCCCGGUGGCUCUUCAACAACACACGGCUUGUUGACACCGCAGGACAUGCGUGACGCAGUGAGGACCCAGCGUCCAGUUGCCCUGACAACCCAGAGAGACAAACACCACCCCGGUGGCCCUUCAACAACACCCGGCUUGUUGACACCGCAGGACAUGCGUGACGCAGUGAGGACCCAGCGUCCAGUUGCCCGACCUCGGCCUCGUAGAGCACUGGGGUAUCCAAGCCCAGUAGUCGCCUCGGUUACCCAUGGUCACAGUCACGUGCAGAUGAAGGUCAAGCCCACUGUGUCCAUGCCACCGAUAUCUGUCCAAGGAGCGCAAUACAAAGGUCAAGGUCAGACGGAACGGUCACAGGAAUCGCAUGGUGGACAGCGAGAUGCACUCCGGCAUAUAGUCAUAGAUGGCUGUAAUGCUGCAUACUCACAUGGACACCAUUCAACCUUUUCCGGCGCUGGGAUCCACCUUGCUGCAGGCUAUUUCCUUCGGCUGGGACACACAGUGGCCGUUGUUCUACCACAAACGUGCAAGAAACGUUUCCGAAAAUUGCCCCUCCCUGACCAGGAACGUCUAAAACGUUUGGAAGAGUCGGGUGUUUUGGUGUACACGCCCACCAGGAGCAUCCACGGUCGAUACGUGCAGCACCACGAGGAGAGGUGGGACACUAGUUCUUUUCUAGUUUCCAGUAGAAGAAAAGAUUUUAAAUCUCAAAUGCUUCAGGUGUAA